AACACAAUAGCAACACAAAGAGAGAAGUACCACCACAGAAACAGCGUCCAGCCAAGUUUAGUUGGUAGAUUUUUCUAAACUGCAAGAGGACUCUAAAGAUCAGACUUGUGCACAGUAUGGUGGCCUACACGACUGCACCUGGUGAUGUGGAGAUGGGUCCUGAGGAGAGGACGGUGGUGUUGGUGGAAAAGAAAUCCUCUGCUGUUCGGAUAUGGAAGGUGUCCGUGGCCCUUCUCACUGUGGCCCUUUGUAUAGGAGGUGUCCUGCUGUUUGCUUGGUACUGGAGCGGAAAGCCAGACAUCACGACGCAAUCAGGCCAAAGAGAAGCACUAAUCAAGUCGGACACUGCUGAGAAAACAGAUCCCCACUACACUUUGAGUCGAAUCGGCAGCAAAGCCAAGGCAGCAAUCCACUUAGAGGGUAACUACGAAGACUGCGAGAGUUCGAAACACCAGCUCGAGUGGAGAAACGGUCAAGGCCAGGCGUUUGCUCAGGGCGGCUUCAAACUGGUGAACAACCAGAUCAUUAUCCCACAAACUGGCCUCUACUUCGUCUACAGCCAGGCGUCGUUCAGAGUCUCCUGCAGCGAUGGCGACGAGAAGGGAGCGGGAAGGCGCCUCAUGCCUCUCAGCCACAGGAUCUGGCGCUACUCAGACUCCAUAGGCAGCAGAGCCUCGCUGAUGAGCGCCGUGAGGUCAGCGUGUCAGAGCACGGCACAGGAGGACAGCAACGGAGACGGAAAGGGCUGGUACAACGCCAUUUAUCUGGGCGCAGUGUUUCAGCUGAACAAAGGAGACCGACUGUGGACAGAAACCAACCAGCUAUCGGAGCUGGAGACCGACGAGGGCAGAACCUUCUUUGGUGUGUUUGCACUUUGAAAUGACUCUUUAAUGUGAAACAAAGAAAGUCGAUACGAAGCUCUGCAGAUGCCAUACGUUUUGGCUUUUUUUUUUUUAUGUAUUUUGUUUUUAAUUAUUAUUCAUCUUCACAAUGAAGUGUUUAAAUCUCAAUGGAGAUAAAGCUUGUAGCCGAACAGGCGGUGCUGAUUUUUUAUUUUUAUUUUUUUAAAUCCUAUAAACUGUAACAGUUUGCAAUAUUAUUUCUAUUUUAGGCACUUUUUUGUACAUUAUUUAUGCUGACCUGAGAUUGUAGACUUUCUCUGCUGUAUCAGAUACAGACACAGCUCUUCGUUGAGAGAGUUUAGGAUUAUGUACAGAACUGUUAUCACGUACUUUUACAACCUGUGUAUUUAUUUGUAUUUAUUUAUAUUUAAAUUGUUGGGAUUAGGUUUUUAAGAUUUUAUUUAUAUACUUUAUGUGCACAUACAUUGAAUUAAAAUGUGAAAAAAAAGUCACAAGUACGCAUAAUGAACUCAUUUCAUAGCUGAGAUACCAAACAGAAAUUUGAGUUGGCAAACAGCUCCAGCAGUAGCGCUCUCUCUCUCUCACACACACAUACACACACACACAUGCACUGCAGCGGGCUCGGUCUACUAUUUGGCAAAAGUUGCGAUGAAAUUCCUCCACAGCCAGCAAAUACUUCCUUUGUUAGAUCAGACACGAUGAGGGGAAUUUCCUACUUUUUGUGCUGCUGCGGAGUGCUGUGUCAGGUGGAGGCCCACAGAAGCCUCAGCCCAGAGCGGGUUUUCCCCAGUGACACCCCCCCACCACCACUACCACCACCACCUCCACCCUCUCUCCCACACACAACCUCCCCCCUCCUCCACACCAUCCUCCCUCUAUUACCACAUACUUCAUCUUCAGUCAGCUGGAAAGAGACAUGACAUUAGAGGGUGUGUGUGUGUGUGUGUCUGUGUGUGUGUGACUGUUCAGUGUGUUUAUGUGUGGGACUGCAGCACAGCUGGCUUCGUCACAUUGUCAUCAUGUAGAAACCCACAUUAUACAAAUGUCGGAUGUACUUGGGAGCCAUUUGUCUCCUUUAGUUUCUUUUUAUCCACAGACAUCCACUUAUUGUCUCAGUAACGAGGUUCCCGCUGGCCUUCACAGCUGGUCACUGUGCUGAAAACCACUUCCCCCUCUCCAUUUAAUGAUCUCUUCUUCUGGGUUUAUUUGCUCUUUGACUCCCGCAGGCCGACCUGGAGAAAAAUAUCAAGUUUCACUGACAAAUAAACUCAACCAGACAGAGUUAAUUGCUCCAAAGGUCAUUGUGAGUCAGAAAAGCAAUAAAUAACUGGUGACAUCUAGUGGAUGA
This is a messenger RNA of Epinephelus moara (kelp grouper), 2211 nucleotides long. RefSeq names its product tumor necrosis factor b (TNF superfamily, member 2) (gene tnfb). The record is from RefSeq and is a predicted model, not a curated record. Gene Ontology annotation, molecular function: tumor necrosis factor receptor binding. Bases 117 to 878 code for a protein of 253 amino acids. Gene Ontology annotation, cellular component: membrane. Gene Ontology annotation, biological process: immune response. The transcript is spliced from 4 exons. NCBI's taxonomy places the organism in Eukaryota, Metazoa, Chordata, Actinopteri, Perciformes, Serranidae.